Molecule: messenger RNA, 2056 nt
Organism: Lepidothrix coronata (blue-crowned manakin)
Lineage: Eukaryota; Metazoa; Chordata; Aves; Passeriformes; Pipridae
Gene: RMND5A
Product: required for meiotic nuclear division 5 homolog A
Exons: 9
Coding region: 94-1269 (391 amino acids)
Biological process (GO): proteasome-mediated ubiquitin-dependent protein catabolic process
Cellular component (GO): GID complex; nucleus; cytoplasm
Molecular function (GO): ubiquitin protein ligase activity; protein binding
Source: RefSeq, a predicted model, not a curated record
GCCGGGGGGCGGCGGGACGGGCAGCACGACCAGGAGGAGGAAGAGGAGGAGGAACAGCAGGAGCAGCAGCAGCGGGAGCGCGGCCCGGACGCGAUGGACCAGUGCGUGACGGUGGAGAGGGAGCUGGAGAAGGUGCUACAGAAGUUCUCGGGAUACGGGCAGCUCUGCGAGCGCAGCCUGGAGGAGCUGAUCCAGUACGCGGGAGGGCUGCGCAGGGAGAUCCUGCAGACAGAGAAUCAAGAUGGAGACUUGUCAGGGACGAUUUCACUUGUUAUGACACAGUGUUGUAAAAGAAUAAAAGACACAGUCCAAAAACUGGCCUCCGAUCAUAAGGACAUUCACAGCAGUGUAUCCCGAGUUGGAAAAGCCAUUGAUAAGAACUUUGACUCGGACAUCAGCAGUGUGGGCAUAGAUGGGUGCUGGCAGGCUGACAGCCAGAGGAUCCUCAACGAGGUGAUGGUGGAGCACUUCUUCCGGCAGGGAAUGCUGGAUGUAGCUGAGGAACUUUGUCAGGAAUCUGGUCUAUCGAUAGAUCAAAGUCAAAAAGAACCGUUUGUGGAGUUAAAUCGAAUAUUGGAAGCAUUAAAAGUUAGAGUUCUGAGACCUGCACUAGAGUGGGCGGUAUCCAACAGAGAAAUGCUCAUGGCACAGAACAGUUCGUUGGAAUUUAAGCUGCACAGAUUAUAUUUCAUUAGUUUAUUGAUGGGGGGAACAGCAAAUCAAAGAGAAGCACUUCAGUACGCGAAAAACUUCCAGCCAUUCGCCCUAAAUCAUCAGAAAGACAUUCAGGUGUUGAUGGGCAGCCUGGUGUACCUGCGGCAAGGCAUCGAGAACUCCCCGUACGUUCACCUGUUGGAUGCAAACCAGUGGGCUGACAUCUGUGACAUCUUCACAAGGGAUGCCUGUGCUCUCCUGGGCCUCUCAGUGGAAUCACCUCUCAGUGUUAGUUUUUCAGCAGGUUGUGUAGCAUUACCAGCUCUAAUUAAUAUCAAGGCAGUUAUUGAACAAAGGCAGUGCACGGGCGUUUGGAACCAGAAGGACGAACUCCCGAUUGAAGUGGACCUUGGUAAAAAGUGCUGGUAUCAUUCAAUAUUUGCCUGUCCCAUCCUUCGUCAGCAAACAACAGAUAAUAAUCCACCUAUGAAAUUAGUCUGUGGUCAUAUUAUAUCAAGAGACGCUUUGAAUAAAAUGUUUAAUGGCAGCAAAUUAAAAUGCCCCUAUUGUCCAAUGGAACAGAGCCCUGGAGAUGCCAAACAGAUAUUUUUCUGAAGAAAAGUUUCAUUAUGCAGUUUGUAAGUGACACUCUGGAUUUCAGGUGCAUUUCAGGAGAAUUAAAACACAUUUGUUCCCUUUUAUGCAGCAGACUGAGGACUCCUGUGUUUGUAUAAGCUAAUGCUACAGAAACUUUGCCAACAUUUAGUAUAUACAUACCAAGUGAAAAUGCUACAGAAAUAUUAUUACCAUAGGGCUUUACUAUACUCUUGGUCUCCAUACCUGAUCAAGUUACUACACCAGCAGUUGUCAUUCAAUGCAGGUUUUUGUACUUAAUUAAUGGUGACUUUUUACUUUUUAAAGGCAGAAAUUGAUCACCCCCAUUUGUUUAAUAUUCUUCCUGCUAUUAUUCUAUCAUUUUAUUGAUAACUGUCAUCUUAGAGAAUGUUUGUGGACAAAGUUUUAUUUCCUGUAAUGUGUACAUAAUUAAAGGUAAAUACUUCAGAAAAAAAAAGGUUUGAUAAAUUGAAUAGUCGUUAUAAAACUAAUUUGUAUUUUUUUCGCUGAAAAUGCUGUGAUAUAUUCUGAGUUUUUCUUUCAAACAUUUUUUCAACUUUUACAUAGAAUUCAAAGUAAAUGUGCAUAUAUAUAAAGUAUAUAAAAUAUAGCCCCAAGGGGCUACCUGUUAAAAUCCAUCACUAAUUUAUAAGGGUGAUGUGUGGCUAAACUACUACUGGGGCAGAGAGGGAAUAGGAAAUCCUGUUCCUUUGGUUUCACGAUGGAGAAGUGUUUGUGUAAGAGAACAUUCAAUAAAUUCUGAAGUGGAAAUGCUUUUAGUCGAUGA